Messenger RNA from Acanthosepion pharaonis, 1260 nucleotides. Lineage: Eukaryota; Metazoa; Mollusca; Cephalopoda; Sepiida; Sepiidae. The record is from the annotation of a GenBank genome assembly.
AUGUUUUGUCGAACUUCAAAGGGCGCCUAUGAUAGGCGUGACGAAACCCAAGUAUAUAGAAAUCGAAAAAGAAUCUAUUCUAUCUAUCUAUCUAUCUAUCUAUCUAUCUAUCUAUCUAUCUAUCUAUCUAUCUAUCUAAUUCUUUCUUUCUUUCUAUCAGUGACUGAAGCAAUAACAGUGUCAUAUCUCCAUCUAUCUAUCUAUCUAUCUAAUUCUAUCAUCAUAUCUAUCUAUCUAUCUAUCUAUCUAUCUCUAUCUCUCUCUCUCUCUAUCUAUCUAUCUCUCUCUAUCUAUCCAUCCAUCUAUCCAUCUAAUUCUAUCUAUCUAUCUAUCUAUCUAUCUCUCUCUCUCUCUCUCUCUCUCUCUCUCUCUCUCUAUCUAUCUAUCUAUCUAUCUAAUUCUAUAUCUAUCUAUCUAUCUAUCUAUCUAUCUAUCUAUCUAUCUAUCUCUCUCUCUCUCUCUCUAUCUAUCUAUCUAAUUCUAGUCAUAUCUAUCUAUCUAUCUAUCUAUCUAAUUCUAGUCAUAUCUAUCUAUCUAUCUAUCUAUCUAUCUCAUCUAUCUAUCUAUCUAUCUAUCUACCUAAUUCUAUCAUAUCUAUCUAUCUAUCUAUCUAUCUAUCUAAUUCUAUCUAUCAUAUCUAUCUAUCUAUCUAUCUAUUCUAUCAUAUCUAUCUAUCUAUCUAUCUAUCUAUCUAUCUAUCUAUUUACGUAUUUCUACCGGAAUCUAUCUAUCUAUCUAUCUAUCUAUCUAUCUAUCUAUCUAUCUAUCUAUCUAUCUAUCUAUCUAGGCCUCACUCAGAUAAUUAUUCUUCAUGUCCUUUUUUAUCUCACAUUGUUAUCUACUUGUCAUCAUUUUUCGGCUUCAUUCUUCAAGUUUUAUCCUUUCCUCUCACAAACUUCUUCGUUUUCUUCCUGCCAGUCUUCUUUUCCCCACAUUUGUCCCUUUUUUUCUUCUUUCCUUUUUUCAUUUCAGUCGCAUCCAUUUGACUUCAAAUUUGUAUUUCUAUUUAUAAUUCAUUCUUUGCUCUUCCCUUGCUUCUUUUUCUUCUCUGCAUUCUAUGUUCCUCCCACUUUCUUUAAUUUCCUUCCUUCCUUCCUUCCUUUAAUUUCUUUCAUUUCUUCCUUCCUUUCAUUGUUUCCUUACUUUUCUUUUAUGCCUCGCUUGUUUCCUUCUUGCUAUUUACUCCUUCCUUGCAUUUUAUUCAUCAUUCCUUUCUUUUUCUUUCUUUCUUCAAAACAUUCUCAUUAUUUCUUUUUUUAG